AUGGAGUCUUUCUCUGGAGAUACAGAAGGAAGCACGGAGGACAUUCCAGGACGUAAAAAGUCCAAGCUGAAGUCUCUAAAAUCUCGUCUCUUCGGGAGGAGCAAGAGAGCAGGUGCAGAAGAAAAAACCAAACUCAGCCAGUCGACCAGUGACAUCACUGCAGGAAAGGGACUUGGAUCAGAUGAAGAUUUGGCAUGCUCCCAAGGAAUGAUGGGAUCCCGGGCAUUUUCCCAUGACAGUAUCUUUUUGGCAGAUCUAGUCCUUUCAGACGCUGAGCCAGCCAGGGUCUUAUCCCAGGAGAAUGUUCAUAGCAAGAUCAAAGAUUUGCAGAUGAAGCUUCAGCAGCAGAAGAUGCAUUUGGGGCCACCACCUCCAGUUCCACCAGUCAGACGUCCAGAGGAGCUAUGCGGCCACUCAGAGGAUGAUGGUCUUCCGCAUAGCCCUUCUGAAAUCUCAGGAUGUGACAUUACAACCGGGGGAGCCCUGAGCAUGCCCGUAUCCCAGCCAUCUUAUCGUCCACUUUCACCCAUCCUCAAACCUGUAUCUACCAAAUCUGUGCCCCCGAAUCCAUCCCAUACCUUCCCUCUUUCUGUCCCUGCUAAUCCCUCUCCUUCUGCUGUUGAGCCCCCGUUGGACUUCAGUUCUCCAGUUCAGUUUACUCCCUGCCUGGACAUGUCUGCUGCACGCCACCGAAUGUCUAUCAAGCCCAGGAACCAGAGGGCCAGCACCAAGAAGAGGCUCACUGCACAUGAUUCUAAUUUACACACGGUGAACAAUAUCGACCACCCUGAGUCUGAGAAAGAAGAAGAGCAACAGUUUACCGCUGUAGAGGAGGUGACACUGGAAAAAGAACAAGGAAGGGACAACGCUCCUAUGACAUCUCAAGAACUUCCUUCAAAAUCCCCAGAACUAGUGUCGAUCACAUCAGAGGCAGCACCCAAAUCAUCCAGUCUUCCUUUUUCUCAACAGGACCCAGUUCUUCCUGGGAGAUCACCCUCUAUAUCCUCCCAGAUACUUAGAGUUAAGCCUCCUAGACAUGGAGAUAUAAUGCAGAAUGAAUGGCCACACUCAUCCUUCAUACCGUCAGAACUGAAGGAAACGAGAGAGGGCCUGGAAGAGUUUGAAAUACAAGUCAUGUCCUAUGACAAGAGAAAUAGUCUAAACAAGGCUGAUAUAAACUCUAAAGAAGUCUCCUCUGACCAACUCUCUGCUGGCUUUGGCUCAGUGGUGGCACCCAGGUCUUCCUCUGUUUAUCAACAGGUUCAAAGUGAACCAGAGAACAUAAUAGGAAUAAAGAGACCUGCCCCAGGAUCUGGAUCCUUCAAAAUCUCAAUUUCCACCGCCAAAAGCCGAGAUAAUGAGAGACCCCGAUCAGGAAGUUUUGUGCUGGAGCAGGUGGCGACCUGGAAGAAGACUGGUGGGGGAUCAGAGGAUACAGUCCCUCCAAGCAUGAAGGAAAGGGAGGAACGUAAAGACUUUCAGCCAAGAGGGGGCCCCAUUGCUGUGGGAAGACUGAGACAAGAGGUAGCUCCACAUAAAAGCUCAGUUCCAUGGGACAGGGGGGACAGUCUGAAAAAAGUGGAAUCAGUGACACCACCUAAAAAUGUAACCACAGAUGCAGGCGUUAUAGAGGGGGAAGAGAUGGAGAGUAGUCAGGAGUUGGUGGAAGAGGCAGUAGAAGCAAAGGAGUUCCAGGAUGAAGAAGGAAAGACGACAUUUGGUGUAAAACUGCGUUCCACAUCUCUGUCCAUGAGAAAUAGGUCUGACGCCCCUUCCAACCAUCAUUCAAAGCCACUGUCAUGUGAGGAGCAACGUGACAAACAAAAAACACAGGAAAUAAGUGAUAAUGCCGACAACAUGUCUAAAACAUUGCCAACAUCCACCUCUGGAGACGUCAGGGCGACAGAGCCAACCCCCUCUGGCUUCUCCCUUCCUGUCAAGAAUAAUCCUCCAUCUAGUGAUGAUUCUCACACCAUACGUACAGAAGUCCAAACAAGCCCCAAAGAAGUAGAAGCUGCCCUCUGCGCCUCUCAGGAGCCCCAGCCAGCCCCUCAAACUGCUUCAUCUGAGGUGUCCUGGAUGAGCCUGGCGAUGGAAAAGACCAGAAGUAUCCAACAGCUUUUCACUAGUAGAUUUCCCAGAGACUUUACAGGCGGGCAGGCCGUGCCUCGACCACAAGUGCAAGUACAGCCAACAAAUCAAAGAGAGACAUCGACUGGGUCACAAAUACAGACACAGACUGUAAAAUUACAACAAAGUACAGCACCUCUGCUGGCUGCACCUGUGCAGACAAACCUAUGGACAACCCAGUCUCCCUUGCGCUCUUCUCCACAAACAGUCAUCACAACUCAAUUUGCACAAACGAGUGCCACCCAAACUCUUGCACAGUCGUAUCUUUCCUCAGGCCAGCAGCAACCCCCGUGGAGCAAUCGAGGUCUCCAGCCCUCCAACCAGCCCAAAUCCACAACUUCAGCUCCGACCUUAGUUUCUACCGCCUCAACAGCCGCAGCUCCAUCUCUACUGUCUGCCUUGGGAAGAGGGGAAAAAACAGUAAUUGUGCUGGAGAAAGAGAGCCCACCAUUGCAAGAGAAGCAGACAGUUUGGGAUGGGUCAAUAAAGGGUGACAAGGCUGCUUUUUUGGAGAAACGAGCACAGUGGACCACUCUUCCUGGAACCAAGGGGGUUGAAGUGAGGAAAACUCAAACAGAAAUGCAGACAUCAGGUGAAUCCCCUGCCUCAGUGAAACCCACACCUGUAAGCAAAGACACAAAACUGGAGGGAAGACAAGGAGUGAACCUUGCAGGGUUUCUUUUUUCAGAGUCAAGCCCCACCAGAGUUCCAGACAGGCCUCGUGAGGACAAAUGGCCCCGCAAAAAUGUGGGGCCAUCUUCAUCACCCUCGUCAUCACCUAUACUUCCAUCAACAUUGCAGUCUAUGUCUGAGAGUGGCCAGCCGUCCUGGAUGGAACUGGCCAAAAGGAAGUCAAUGGCUUGGAGUGAUAAGACCAUGGACUAA
This is a messenger RNA of Scomber scombrus (Atlantic mackerel), 3015 nucleotides long. It is a transcript of the gene cracdla, whose product is annotated as cracd like a. NCBI's taxonomy places the organism in Eukaryota, Metazoa, Chordata, Actinopteri, Scombriformes, Scombridae. The transcript has 10 exons. The record is from RefSeq and is a predicted model, not a curated record. The coding region runs from base 1 to 3015 and encodes 1004 amino acids.